Molecule: messenger RNA, 3348 nt
Organism: Verticillium dahliae VdLs.17
Lineage: Eukaryota; Fungi; Ascomycota; Sordariomycetes; Glomerellales; Plectosphaerellaceae
Product: linoleate diol synthase
Exons: 8
Coding region: 1-3348 (1115 amino acids)
Biological process (GO): response to oxidative stress
Molecular function (GO): heme binding; oxidoreductase activity, acting on paired donors, with incorporation or reduction of molecular oxygen; peroxidase activity
Source: RefSeq, a predicted model, not a curated record
AUGAAGAAAGACUCAAACGCGUCGCACGCUUCGAGCGGUUCGUCUACGCAGCCCGGACGCAUAGACCCCGCUGUCAAUGGCAAUGUCCGCAAUGCCGAGACGAAGGCCAAGCAAAUUGGUGACGACGUCUGUGGUGGUCACGACGAGAAGAGUGGCAAGCUCGCUCAGUUCAUGAAGUUGAGGAAAGCUUCCAAGCGACCGCUACCCAAAGAUCAUGGCGAUGGUUCUUAUGCUGUCGUCCCUGCACGCCCAGGUGUUGUCCAGAACCUCAAGGUUCUUCGGAAGCGAGACAUUCAGACACUGACAACGAUGAUCAAGGGUAAGCUCAAGGGCGAGAAGAUCAAGGAUGACAAAACCAUGAUCAUGGAAUAUGUCAUUCAAAUGGUAGCAAAGUUGCCACACAACUCCGGCCUCCGCGAGAAGCUUACGAACACGCUCAUCGAGGAGCUGUGGGACUCACUCGACCACCCGCCACUGCUGUUCGUCGGAGAUGACUGGAAGUAUCGCCGAGCAGACGGUUCGCACAACAACCCACUCUACCCCUGGCUGGGAGCUGCCGGACAGACAUAUGCGCGAUCUGUUGCGCCCAAGAAGCCAACCCUUGCCGCCCUGCCUGACCCUGGGCUAAUUUUUGAUUCCGUCUUUGCUCGUAAUGAGUACACGAAGCACCCGAACAAUGUGUCCUCGAUUCUCUGGAACUGGGCAACCAUCAUCAUUCACGAUCUUUUCUGGACCGAUUUCCGUGACAUUCACAAGUCCAAAACCUCGUCCUAUCUCGAUCUCUCGCCCCUCUACGGCAGCAAUCAAGACAUGCAGGACACGAUCCGCACCUUCAAGGACGGUAAGCUCAAAGCUGACAGCUUUGCCGACAAGCGCCUCCUCGGCAUGCCCCCUGCCGUCAGCGUACUUCUCAUCAUGUUCAACCGCUUCCAUAACCAUGUCGCCGAGAAUUUGGCAGCUAUCAACGAGGGCGGUCGCUUCACGCCGCCAUCUCCUUUCCUCGAAGGCGAAGCGGCGGAGGCGGCGUCGAAGAAGUAUGAUAACGAUCUCUUCCAGACGGCCAGACUCGUCACGUCAGGACUGUACAUCAACAUCACGCUCGUGGAUUAUGUCCGCAAUAUUGUCAACCUGAACCGCACUAACAGUACCUGGACGCUCGACCCGAGGCAGGAGUCUGGCAUACAAGUUGACACAGCUGAGGGAGCUGAGUCGGGGACUGGCAAUAUGGUCUCAGCCGAGUUCAACCUCUGCUACCGAUGGCACUCGUGCAUCUCAGAUAAGGAUGACAAGUGGAUUCAGCAGUUCUACGGCGAGAUUCUUGGCGGCCACCAGGGUGAAUUAUCGCCCGCCGAGAUGGGCAAGAUCUUCAUGCAAUACGAGCGCUCGAUCCCGGAUGACCCUAUUGAGAGGACUUUUGGCGGAUACAAGAGGGGCGAGAACGGCAAGUUCAGUGAUGACGAUCUCGUCGAUUGCGUCAGCGCGUCGGUUGAAGACCCUGCCGGUUCGUUCGGCGCACGUAAUGUGCCCAAGGUUAUGCGGCCAGUUGAAAUCCUCGGCAUGUUGCAAGCCAGAAAGUGGAACGUCGCCGGUCUCAACGAGUUCCGCAAGCAUUUCGGCCUCAAGCCGUACGACAAGUUUGAGGAUAUAAACUCGGACCCCAAGGUUUCUGAGGCACUGCGUAACCUGUACCAGAAACCGGAUAACGUCGAGCUGUACCCCGGUAUCGUCGCCGAGGAGGCCAAGUCGCCCAUGGUGCCGGGCGUUGGUAUCGCCCCCACGUACACCAUCUCGCGUGUCGUGCUUUCAGACGCCGUAUGCCUCGUCCGUGGCGAUAGAUAUUACACCACUGAUUACAACCCGCGGUACCUGACCAACUGGGGUUUUAAUGAGGCCAACUACGACCUCAAGGUUAAUCACGGCUGCGUCUUCUACAAGCUAUUCAUCCGCGCGUUCCCGAACCACUUCAAGCACAACUCGGUCUACGCUCACUAUCCCAUGGUCAUCCCCUCAGAAAAUCACAAGAUUCUGACGGACUUGGGCCGCGUCGACCUGUUCAACUUUGACCGGCCUGCGUUCACGCCACUGCGCGUCAACGUUACCUCCUACGGCGGAGCCCAGCACGUGCUGGAGAACAAGGCCGCGUACCGCGUCACAUGGCACGAAGGUCUGGGAGCUCAGAUGGAUGAGGGCGGUCACAAGUUUAUGCUCGCCGGCGACACCGACUUCCACGCCGGUCAGAAGCAGUGCAUGGCGAGCCAACUGUACAAAACUGACUGGCACGCCGCCGUGCGCAAGUUCUACGCCGACAUCACGGAGCAGCUCCUCCAAGAGAAGUCGUAUACCCUCGGAAACAUCCGCCGCCGUCACGUCGACCUUAUCCGGGACGUUGGUAACAUCACGCACGUCCACUUCGCGUCGCGCGUCUUCAACUUGCCCCUCAAGACAGCUGCCAACCCCAAGGGCGUCUACUCGGAGCAGGAGCUCUACCAGCUGCUGGCGGUCAUCUUUGUUGGCAUUUUCUUCGAUUUGGACCCCGUCAAGUCGUUCCCGCUGCGACAGGCUGCGCGCGAGGCGUCGCAGACGCUCGGCAAGGCGGACAAGAUCGAUCCGCUUGCGGCGUACGGCACGAACCUCAUCAAGGGACUCAAAUCAUCUGGUCUCAACGAUUACGAUAUCGCGUGGAGUCAGAUCCUCCCUACAGCGGGCGCCAUGGUGCCCAACCAAGCACAAGUUGCGGUUGACUACUAUCUAUCGCCGGCCGGUGCCGCGCACAUCCCUCAGAUCCAUGUCAUCGCCAAGCAGCCGCCCAAUAAGGAGAACGACGCUCUCCUUCUCGGCUACGCCAUGGAGGGUAUCCGUCUCGCUGGCACUUUCGGCGCCUACCGCGAGGCCGCAGCCGACGACACGAUCAUCGAGGAUGACGGACGCCGCGUCGAGGUCAAGAAGGGCGACCGUGUCUUUGUCAGCUUUGUCGGCGCCGCGCGCGAUGCCGCCCACUUCCCGAACCCGGAGGUCGCGGACCCACGCCGUCCGCUCGGGGCGUACAUCCACUACGGCCUCGGGCCACACGCGUGCCUCGGCCGCGAGGCGAGCCAGGUCGCGCUCACGGAGAUGUUCAGGGGUCUCUUUCGUAGGCGCAACGUCAGGAGGGAGCCGGGCCCGCAGGGCGAGCUCAAGAAGGUGCCGAGGCCCGGUGGGUUCUUCGUCUACCUGAGGGAGGACUGGGGAGGCGUGUGGCCGUUCCCGUGUUCGAUGAAGGUCAUGUGGGACGAGGACGAGGUCGCCAACGGGGCCACGAAUGGUCAAGAGGGGGCCACCUACGAGCCGAAGGACAAGGCGACGGCGUAG